CGGCGCGGCGCGGCGCUCGCGGCUGCUGCCUGGGAGGGAGGUUGGCCAGGCGGCGGAGCGGCGCGGCUCUCAACCUGACGGGGAAGUGGCCCAGGCUGCCGCAACGAAUUACCGCGAGGCGGACGGACGGACCGACGGACAGGCGAACCACGGGGGCGAAGGCUGGGAGCGGAGCCGGGCGACUUAAGGAGCGAGCGGGUCAGGCUCAGCGUCGGCCACUCUGUCGGUCCGCUGAAUGAAGUGCCCGCCCCGCUGAGCCCCGAGCCCGGCGCUUUCCCCGCAAGAUGGACGGUUUCGCCGGCAGCCUCGAUGAUAGUAUAUCUGCUGCAAGUACUUCUGAUGUUCAAGAUCGCCUCUCAGCUCUUGAGUUACGAGUUCAACAACAAGAAGAUGAAAUAACUGUGCUAAAGGCAGCUUUGGCGGAUGUUUUGAGGCGUCUUGCAAGCUCUGAAGAUCAUGUAGCCUCAGUGAAGAAAUCAGUCCCAAGUAAAGGUCAGCCAGGUAUUCGAGAAGCUAUUUCCAUGACCUGUAUAACCAAUGGGAGUGGAGCAAACAGAAAACCAAGUCAUACCAGCUCUGUCUCAGUAGCCAGAAAAGAAACACUUUCAUCUGCUGCUAAAAGUGGUACAGAAAAAAAGAAAGAAAAACCACAAGGACAGAGAGAAAAAAAAGAGGAAUCUCAUUCUAAUGAUCAAAGUCCACAAAUUCGAGCAUCACCUUCUCCCCAGCCCUCUGCACAGCCUCUCCAAAUACCCAGACAAACUCAAGAAAGCAAGAAUUCUACUCCCACCAAAAGCAUAAAACGACCACCAACGGCUGAGAAGUCACAUAAUUCAUGGGAAAAUUCAGAUGAUAGUCGUAAUAAAUUAUUAAAGGCAGUUUCAACAUCAAAAUUAAUAUCAAAAGUUAUAAAAAAUACAGACAAGCAUAAAGAUGUCAUCAUCAACCAAGCUGAGAAAAAAAGCCCAUACUACACUUUGGACAUGGAAAAUGUGCCGUUUAAAGGAGAAUAUGUUAAAAUGUUUAUGCGAGGUCGGCCAAUCACAAUGUGUUUUCCUUCUGAUGUUGACAACUAUGAUGACAUCAGAACAGAACUGCCUCCAGAGAAGCUCAAACUGGAGUGGGCAUACGGUUAUCGAGGAAAAGACUGUCGAGCUAAUGUUUACCUUCUUCCUACCGGGGAAAUAGUUUAUUUCAUAGCAUCAGUAGUAGUGCUAUUUAAUUAUGAAGAGAGAACUCAACGACACUACCUGGGUCAUACAGACUGUGUGAAAUGCCUUGCUGUACACCCUGACAAAAUUAGGAUUGCAACUGGACAGAUAGCUGGAGUGGAUAAAGAUGGAAGGCCUCUGCAACCCCAUGUCAGAGUGUGGGAUUCAGUUAGUCUAUCCACACUGCAAAUUAUUGGACUUGGAACUUUUGAACGUGGAGUAGGAUGCCUGGAUUUUUCAAAAGCAGAUUCGGGUGUUCAUUUGUGUGUGAUCGAUGACUCCAAUGAGCAUAUGCUUACUGUGUGGGACUGGCAGAGAAAGUCAAAAGCAGCGGAAAUAAAGACAACAAAUGAAGUUGUUUUGGCUGUGGAGUUCCAUCCAACAGAUGCAAAUACCAUAAUAACAUGUGGUAAAUCUCAUAUUUUUUUCUGGACCUGGAGUGGCAAUUCACUAACAAGAAAACAGGGAAUUUUUGGGAAAUAUGAAAAACCAAAAUUUGUGCAGUGUUUAGCAUUUUUGGGGAAUGGAGAUGUUCUGACUGGAGACUCUGGUGGAGUAUUACUUAUAUGGAGCAAAACUACUGUAGAACCCACACCUGGAAAAGGACCUAAAGGUGUUUAUCAGAUCAGCAAACAAAUCAAAGCUCAUGACGGCAGUGUGUUCACACUUUGUCAGAUGAGAAAUGGGAUGUUACUAACUGGAGGAGGAAAAGACAGAAAAAUAAUUCUGUGGGAUCAUGAUCUGAAUGCUGAAAGAGAAAUUGAGGUUCCUGAUCAGUAUGGAACAAUCAGAGCUGUAGCAGAAGGAAAAGCAGAUCAAUUUUUAGUAGGCACAUCACGAAAUUUUAUUUUACGAGGAACAUUUAAUGAUGGCUUCCAAAUAGAAGUCCAGGGUCAUACAGAUGAGCUGUGGGGUCUUGCCACACAUCCCUUCAAAGAUUUGCUCUUGACAUGUGCUCAGGAUAGACAAGUGUGCAUGUGGAACUCAGCGGAACAUAGGCUGGAGUGGACCAGACUUGUGGAUGAACCAGGACACUGUGCAGAUUUUCAUCCAAGUGGCACAGUGGUGGCCAUAGGAACGCACUCAGGCAGGUGGUUUGUUCUGGAUGCAGAAACCAGAGAUCUGGUUUCUAUCCACACAGACGGGAAUGAACAGCUCUCUGUGAUGCGCUACUCAGUGGAUGGCACGUUCCUGGCUGUAGGAUCUCAUGACAACUUCAUUUACCUCUAUGUAGUCUCAGAAAAUGGAAGAAAGUACAGCAGAUACGGAAAGUGCACUGGACAUUCCAGCUAUAUCACACACCUUGACUGGUCCCCAGACAACAAGUAUAUAAUGUCUAACUCGGGAGACUAUGAAAUACUGUACUGGGACAUUCCUAGUGGCUGCAAACUAAUCAGGAAUCGAUCAGAGUGUAAGGACAUCGAUUGGACAACAUACACCUGUGUACUAGGCUUUCAAGUCUUUGGCGUCUGGCCAGAAGGAUCUGAUGGGACAGAUAUCAAUGCGCUGGUGCGAUCCCACAAUAGGAAGGUGAUAGCUGUUGCUGAUGACUUUUGCAAAGUCCAUCUGUUUCAGUAUCCCUGCUCCAAAGCAAAGGCCCCCAGUCACAAGUACAGUGCCCACAGCAGUCAUGUCACCAAUGUCAGUUUUACGCAUAAUGACAGUCACCUGAUUUCAACGGGUGGAAAAGACAUGAGCAUCAUUCAGUGGAAACUUGUGGAAAAGUUGUCUUUGCCUCAAAACGAGAUCGUAGCAGAUACUACUCUAACCAAAGCCCCCAUCUCUUCCAUUGAAAGCGUCCUGCAAUCCGAUACUCCCACACCACCUCCUUCCCAGCCCUUAAAUGAGGCAGCCGAAGAAGAAGGCAGAGUAAGCAGUUCUCCCACACUUCUGGAGAACAGCCUGGAACAGACUGUGGAGCCCAGCGAGGAGCACAGCGAAGGGGGCAGCGAAGACCUCGGAGGGCCGGUUGAUGAAGAGCUACCCAAUGAGAUGAGCGAGGAGCCGAAUGAAGCCGCUCUUACUGAGGACCAGCAAGACCCUCCACCUCUGUCCUAAAUAACACCAGGGCUCGAAUGCUCCGACCCUGAGCCAGAGUUCAGAUGACAGGCCGAGAAGUGAUGAAGAAUCACUGCUGGCCGAGAUCUUGGCUUCCACGUGGUCUGUUUUCUUCAGUAGUCUUCUCUUCAGUCAGUCAAAUGCAGCCAACCUAAGGGUUCGGUUUGGUGUAUGUUGAGGAUUAAUCAAACAAUAGUAGGAAAGACUGAAACAUUAAUUAUGUCUCAGAAAGUACUGUGUAAGUGAUAAGAUGUAAAUACUGGAAGCAAAAACAGCAGUUGUAUUUGAUUUAAAACAAACCCCUUGUUAUCUGAACAUGUUUUCUUCAGAAACAACCAGAGGCAUCACAAACACUGUUACUCAUCUACUGGCUCAGACUGUGCUACUUCUUUCCUGAUGCAGAAAAAGAAAUCAAAAAGGAAAAAAAAUGCUUUCUUAUUGAGCUACCCUCCUACCCCAAAUAUCUAGAGGAAAUUUUUUUAGUUAAGAAAGACUCCAGUAUUGCCACAGGCAGUGGCGUUGCCUUCUUGAAUAAUAAUGCCAUUUCCUACACUACCGGUUGAUGUCCUGGUGUGCUUGUUAGUCUACUAUAUAGGUGCUGCCUUUUCUAAGUCAAAAUAAGGAACAGUCUCAACUUGUUGUGUGCAAAUCUAUUUUAUCUUAGAACUAAGAAAGCAGUGGUUUGUUAGAGAGCUUUUAAAUGUAUAUUAAACCAUUGAUACUCAGAAAUAAUGGAGUCCCCCAAGGAUUCCUUUACUGGCCUGAACAUUUUUAAAUGUUUGGCAUUCAAGGAAAAU
This is a messenger RNA of Pteronotus mesoamericanus, 4066 nucleotides long. It is a transcript of the gene EML4, whose product is annotated as EMAP like 4. The transcript has 24 exons. Gene Ontology annotation, cellular component: mitotic spindle. Gene Ontology annotation, molecular function: microtubule binding. The record is from RefSeq and is a predicted model, not a curated record. The coding region runs from base 285 to 3269 and encodes 994 amino acids. NCBI's taxonomy places the organism in Eukaryota, Metazoa, Chordata, Mammalia, Chiroptera, Mormoopidae. Gene Ontology annotation, biological process: microtubule cytoskeleton organization.